UGGGCCUAGCCCUAGUCUGAUUCCCAGCUCUGCUAGCUCCUCCCUCAUUGAGUUCCCCUGUUCUCCCAGUCCUCGCUGCCUGGCCACCUCUGUCCUGUCCUAUGGUUCUCACCGUACGUGCCUGCACCUGCUCCUUCCAGUCACCUGUGUUCUCUAAAGACGUCCUCUCAUUCACUCGCGAGCAUGGCAUCCUGCUGCUUCUCUUCAUGGCCUUUAAGGCAACCCAGGAUGAUCCCUUCGCUCAUUUAGCACAUCUUUCCAAUUAGAUGGUAGCGCCAACAGGAACCUCUCUGUCUUGCUCUCAGAAUUACCCACCACACCCAGCCCACUGUACGACCCAUCGUAAUUAUUUACUGAGUAUAUUUAUUGAUGCUGUUUUAUGAAUAGACGUUUAUAAAUGAUUUGCCUUCUCUUUCAAAGGCUCUCCAUGCUCAACACACAGUCUGCACACCGGGCACUUAACUCUAACAUGACUGUCCAGUGUCUUUUAUUGCUUAGAAUAAAUGACAGUGCGAUGCUUGAUGACAGGGAUCAUGUCAUACUGCUGUGACCCCCAUAGUAUCCGCCGUGUGGUUGCUCCAUGUGUCCGUAAUUAGAAAUAAAGUCUUAUCCCUUGUGCUCGAACAUUCAUGUGUCCAAAGAUACGAAAGUUUUCUGCUUAUGGGAUUAAAAAAAAUUCAGUGUUGGCCUCAAAGAGGAAGUCUGCCCUCAAGUUUAGUUGAUUGACAGUGGCAGCAAUUAUUUCGUCAUUUCUAAAAACUAAGACUAGCCACGGAAGCAAAAGUUCAGUUUUAGACGGGGCAUUUCGUGACUGGACUUUUCCUUUCCAGGCUUUCUCAGAGAUUCCUUCUUUAUUUCGGGGGAAGACAGAAUGGGAGGAGGUGCAUCCAAAGAGGAUACCAGCACUGGCAAACAAAUCCACACCACAGCAGCUCCAAAAAGUACCUCUGCACCCUGCCCUUCCGACAAAGAACUUCAUCUGGCCUUAGCCUUUCUUGCUGGAAGUCUACUGACAUUGCUGCUGAUGGCCCUUGUCUUCCUCAUCGCAAAGAGCUACAGAAAAUAUCACUCAAGUCCCCGAGCUCUGGAUCCUAACUCAGAUUCUCUUGCCAAGCUGCAAUCCACCCAGGAGGCACUCAGAACCUCAAAAGGAAAGAGAGACGACUUGAUUGCAAAUCCUUCUUCAGACUCGAACUCCGUUGUCUAUGCUCAGAUUAAAGGGGCAAACUUUCCCUGAGUUUCCAAUGAGGCUUGAAUCCGGUUCCUCUCACGCCAGCUGCAUCUUCUACAUGGCUUUUUCUUGGUAGAUGUGCACCGCAGUCUGGGUGAGACUGCAGAUGGAGUUGUUUGGGUGUGAUCUGGCAACCUGAGCCGUCAGUUUUGUGACCAGGGUCAGUCUUUUUCCUGGAUCUCCCACCUGGACUAACAAAACAAAGGCCCCUGAGGGCCGAGACUGCCUCUCUGUGUCCUCUUCCACAGUGUGUGCUACAGGCUCAGUGCACCAAGAGUGCUCACUCAGUGUCAUCGAUCAACGUGGGAAGAGGCAACCAAUCUAACAAUCUAUCAAGAAUUACAAAUAAAAGCAAACCCUCUGUGA
Pipistrellus kuhlii (Kuhl's pipistrelle) is the source of this 1597-nucleotide messenger RNA. RefSeq names its product chromosome unknown C1orf162 homolog (gene CUNH1orf162). The record is from RefSeq and is a predicted model, not a curated record. The transcript has 6 exons. Lineage: Eukaryota; Metazoa; Chordata; Mammalia; Chiroptera; Vespertilionidae. Bases 872 to 1237 code for a protein of 121 amino acids.